Messenger RNA from Ceratina calcarata, 2616 nucleotides. It is a transcript of the gene Deaf1, whose product is annotated as deformed epidermal autoregulatory factor 1. The record is from RefSeq and is a predicted model, not a curated record. Gene Ontology annotation, cellular component: nucleus. Gene Ontology annotation, biological process: regulation of transcription by RNA polymerase II. NCBI's taxonomy places the organism in Eukaryota, Metazoa, Arthropoda, Insecta, Hymenoptera, Apidae. Gene Ontology annotation, molecular function: DNA-binding transcription factor activity, RNA polymerase II-specific; DNA binding. Bases 92 to 1519 code for a protein of 475 amino acids. The transcript has 4 exons.
AAUUGUGGCCAAUUGUGGCUGUGGCGCUGCGCUCAGCGUGGUGCGCUGACGCCGACGCCAUAGUGUGUGUGCAGAGGCGAGAACAGCCGAAAUGGAGGAGAGUCAAACAUCGGAAAGUGUCGCCGUGCUACCGGACAUGUCCGAACCGUUGACGAGCGAGACCGAGGAGGCGUCUGCCCUAACGACCGAGCACGAGGCGCAUCCCGUCGCCGUGACGGCGAGCGUCACCCCCGUGCAGGGUGUUCCUGGCGUUCCAGGAGUCGGAGUGCCGGUUUCUUUACCCGUUGGUUCUAUCAUCGGUGUAGCGAAUUCAAGCAAUGGCACGACCUUCAACGUCAUCACGUCCGAUCAAUUGCAGUUGCCCGGCUCUGGACAGUUCAAGCAGAUGCUAUGUGUCGACAACGGUUUCAUUUGUGAACCGCGUCACGACAAAGAUUCGGACCCUCUCAGGUGGAAUGGGGAAUUAAAAGCCACGCAUAUCGUGAUUCAAAAUAGCACGGAGGAACCCGAGUCGGAGCAGAUUCACGUCUCUACAGCCGCCGCCACCCAACCGAUAUGCAGUUGGUCGGAAUCCGCCAAUUUAGCAGUAUUACCCGUUAGAUGUAAGAAUACGAAUGCGGAGCUGCAUAAAAGUAGAUUCGGUUCUGGAGGCAGAGGAAGGUGCAUUAAACUAGGACAAGACUGGUACACGCCGAGCGAAUUUGAGGCGAUCUGCGGGCGAGCCUCGAGCAAAGAUUGGAAGCGGAGUAUCCGUUUCGGUGGACGAAGUUUACAAACUUUGAUCGAUGAGCAAAUCUUAAAACCGCACGCUACUUCUUGCACUUGCGCCGCUUGUUGCGACGACGAUAGCGCGACCGGACCUGUAAGAUUAUUCACACCUUACAAACGUAGAAGAAGGGCCAGGGAUACAUCCGACGGAGAGACACCGUCGCGCAAACUUAAAAGUGAUAAUUCACGCGACGGUAGCAAUAACGACGAAAGUGACGGUGAAGUCGUUGUACCUGAUAAAGAAGUAUGGCCUCAGUUCGUUUCCACGGACGGAUUGGUCGUCCAACAGCCACAAGAUCAAGAUGCCACCGUUGUCCAGAAUGUACAUCAAAACGAGACCGGGCAAAGCGUGGACGAGGUGUUUAAAAAGUUGGAUGAAAUGUCCAAUAAAAUGUUGAAACUGGCUUACGAGUUUCGGCGUACUUUAGAGGAAGCUAAGGAAGCGAAUAGGCAACAAAGAAGAGAGCAAGCGUUAGUGGCACAGUUAGGAGGCAGAGGGGACGUGAUCGAUGUUGGACUGCAGCCAGCGUCGGAUACUCAUAACAAAAAGUGUGCCAACUGCAACAGGGAAGCGUUCGCAGAAUGUUCCUUAUGUAGACGAACUCCUUAUUGUUCUACGUUUUGUCAGCGCAAGGAUUGGGCGGGACAUCAAGUGGAAUGUGUAAGAGGUGCUGCGGAAACCGUAAUGCUCAUAGUGGAGAGCAGCAGUGGCGAUACCAGUGCUCUCGCAACGACUGCUGGGGACCAAUAGCUAGUGUUCCUUACACCUAUUCACCAAAGGAGUAUAGAAACUGAACAAAUUAACGUAGAAACUUCUAAAUCCAAGAAGGAGACAAAGACUUGAAGUCACAAUUUUGUUUGUCGGCUAACAGGUCAAAGAGAAACCAUAUAUGUAUAUAGUUAUAUAUAUGUACACGCGAUAGUGACGAGCUGACUAGUACGUAUCUCGUGCGUAUAAAAGGCCGCCUGAAUCUGAAGAGUGUACGAAUGACUUGAAGGAUUCCGCACUGACUUCGCACGCACUUUCUUUCUCUUUCUUUCUUUCUCUCUCUCCCAAUCUCAAAUGCUUUCUAUGCGUCGCUGCUACUUGUAGUAUUGGCUAUGUAUUUUCCAUCUAUGCAUUGGAAGUUAGUCGUUCGGAAUCCCUUCAGCCAAGUAAACCAGUUUAUUACGAGUAAAUUUACAUGAAGACUUUUUAAAAAUCGCUGUUCGAACGGAAACGUUACAAACGAAAAACAUGAUAAACCAAAUAAGUGUGUGUGUGUAAAUAAAACGUUUUAACCGAGUACAUACACGGAUCUGUUAAACGUCAAGUACUCUAUAAAAAUAGAAGUGUGUAAAUGCACGUGGCACGCGCACUUCCAGAUACAUGUGUAACACGUACGUAUAUGUAUUAUUGUACCACGCAUGAUAAUCCUUCCAUAAUUUUUUAUACAACUCUAAGCGGUAACCAAAGGUGGUGACUACGCUUUUACGGAUGUUAUUUAUGUAUUACCGUGUCACUCGUUCUUUAAUCAUUUGUACAAAUCUCAUCUUUUUAGAUCUUUUUUUUAGUACAAACUCUUACGUUUAAAACGUUUCCUACGUACUGUACUACAUACACAGGUAUACUCGUGACUUCGAGGUAGACUGUACAUAUUUUAUGUACAACGAUUUCAUAUAUCUUUUUAUCAGUCUAAACACUAGAAAGAAUACUAAUCUACUUUGUAUACAUGUACACAACUCGUUAAAAUGAUGAUGCAAAAAUUCUGAUCAAUGUAAAUAAGUGAAGAAUGCGAUAUUCAGCGGAAAAUGUAUUAUUAACUAAGUUAGUAUUUUUAAUAAAUGUUUUCUCAAUCAAACUGAUCA